AUGAGCAACCCGCAGGAGGACGCCGAUCGGAUCCGACUGAAGCGACUGGCGAAGCUGCAGUCGGCAGCAGCGAGCACCAGCACCACCCCCGAGCCCUCCGCCGCCGCCCCGCCGCCCCCUCCGCCCAAAAUCACACCGAAACCCUCCCCGCCUCCCCCAGCCAAGCGCCCCGCCGCGCAGCCGGCCGCGCCGCCCUCGCUCGCGCCGGCAAAGCGCACGCCCGCCCCGCAGAAGCUCGACCUCCCCGCCUGGGAGAACGACACGAUCCGCGAUGUUCUCAAGGUGACGUUGGAUAAAGGAGCCGCGGAGCGUACUGGGCAUGAGCUCAUUUGGCUGAAGCCGCUCGCGGAGGAGCUCGCGUCUGAGGAGCCUGAGCUACCCCAGCCGCGCCGGCUGGAUGCUGAGAUCCUGGAUCGCGUCCUGAUUGCACGUCUGGAGCUGGAUCCGCAGGCCAUGUCAGAUGAUUUGGAGUUCCUCCCCGUACUGGCGUCCUUGCCGCCCCAGACGAUCUUUGAGUACCUAGUUGGGUGCUGGAAGCGAAUAAAUUCUGCACGGUCAGCUCUGAUGAAGAAGAACUAUCCCCCGUCCGAGGUCCAACAGGCUCUCGGCGUCCUGGACAAGCUCCGGGACCUCGUAAUCAGCUACGCCGGACUGACCCUGCAAGAACCAGAAAUGUUUCCCCAGCCCUCUGGCCGUGACCUCGGCCCCGCCGAGCUCGUCGCCCCGCUCCUCUCCCUCACCUCCCUCUCCGCACCGCUCCUAUCCUCUUCCUACCCCGACGCAUCCCUCAGCCCGUCCGAUGUCGAGCCCUUCCUGCACGACCUCGUGCGCCGCUUCGAGCCGGACGGCGAGCUCGACGGCGUGCUCGGGCCCGUCGUCGAGCGCCUGCUCUUCCACGAGGCGCUCUUCCGCCCCGGGGGGAUUGGCGGCGGCGACGCGAGCUGGCGGGGGGUGUUGGGCGGGCUGGAGGCGCUCGUGGCGAUCAAGCCCGUUGCGGCGAUGAUCACGCGGAUGGAGAGGUGGAACCCGCCCGGGGCGAGCGCGUCGACGUUCGAGAAGGAGAGCUUGAUGGGGCCGUUGCUGCGGUUGGGCGUGUUUGAGCGGGAGUGGCCGGCGAUUGCGAGGUCGUACUACUCGGAGCCGGAGAAAAGGACGCGGCCAGAUGUCGAGUCGUCGUUUGCCAGUCUUCGGGGGACUCUGAAAACCUUACAGUCGACACUCUUCCAGGUCUUCAACACCAUCGUCCGUGCGUCCCCCGAGGCCCGGGAAGCUGUCUUGCAGUAUUUCGCACGGAUAGUCUCGCUGAAUGUCAAGCGUGCGGGGAUGCAGGUCGAGCCUGAUACUGUAACAUCCGACUCUUUCAUGGUGAACGCCCAGACGAUCCUUUUCCGGUUUGCCGAGCCUUUCAUGGACGCGCACUACUCCAAGAUAGACCGAAUAGAUCCUCUGUACUACGCCCACUCGUCGCGCAUAGACCUGAAAGAAGAGACGCGCAUCAACGCGACGAGCGACGAGGCGAAUCAGUGGGCAGAGCAGAACCGCGCGGACGGCACGCCGCCCCCGAACUUCAUAUCGGAUAUAUUCUACUUGGCGCUCGCGAUGAACCAUUAUGGGUACCAGCGGACGAUUCAGUGGUAUGAUGACCUCGCGAAGCAUAUUGAUGAUUUGCAGCGGCAUUUGGAUAUGUUGCAGGGGGAUACGUCGUGGCAAGGGACACCGUUCCAGGCGCGUGCGGAGGCUGCUAUCACUAACGUCAAGAACGAAAUGUCCAAAAUACACAUGCAACAGCUGGCGUACGAGACACAGCUCGCCGACCCGGAGCUCGUCUUCCGCUCGAUCGGGUUCGUGACCUUCGUCUCGGUGUGGAUGAUCCGAUUUGUGGACCCGAAGAAGAAGCACCCGAAUCCCGCUGUCGAAUUGCCGCUACCCAAAGAGGUUCCGCUGUCCUUCAGGGUUUUGCCGGAAUAUCUGCUUGAAGACAUUGUGGACUACUACCUGUACACCGUUCGGCAUACCCCGCAGAGCCUGGAUAUCUCCGGCAAAAACGAGCUGGUCAUAUUCUGUCUGACGUUCUUGACGUCUACGUGGUACAUCAAGAACCCGUUCUUGAAAGCCAAGAUCAACGAGGUAUUGUUCUAUGGUACCUUGCCCUUCCGGGGCGAGCGGACAGGCGUCCUGGGAGGCACCCUGAACUCGCAUCCGGUGGCGCUGAAGCAUCUUAUGUCUGCUCUGAUGCACUUCUACAUAGAGGUGGAGCAAACCGGUGCCAGCUCACAAUUCUAUGAUAAAUUCAAUGCUCGUCGUAACAUCGCUUACAUUCUUAAAGCGGUGUGGGAUAACCCAAUUCACCGCGAUGCUCUGCGGAACGAAACCAAUAACGUCGAGAAGUUUGUCCGCUUCGUCAACUUGAUGAUCAACGAUGUCACGUACUUGAUGGAUGAGUCUCUCAGCGAGCUCACGCAAAUUCACAAUAUUCAAGUAGAAAUGGAGGAUCCGUCUUGGCAGACCAAGCCUCUGCAGACGCGCCGGGAACGAGAGGCGACGCUGCGCCAACUUGAACGGCAUGCCAUCGGCUAUACGACUCUCGGCCGAUCGACGGUAGACAUGCUGAGGCUUUUCACUGCGGAGACAAAAGGACCUUUCAUGAUGCCGGAGAUUGUCGGCAGGUUGGCGGCGAUGCUGGACUAUAAUCUGGAUGUCCUCGUCAAUCGUGCCGCCGAUCUGCAAGUCAAGGACAAGGAGAAGUACAAGUUCAAUCCUCGACAGCUCUUCAGUGAUAUACUGCAAGUGUAUCUGAACUUGAGCGAUCAAGGUGACUUUGCGCGGGCCGUUGCUGAAGAUGGGCGCAGCUACAAGAAGGAGUUGUUCGAGAAGGCGAUGUAUAUUGCGCGACAUCGGAGCCUGAAGACCCCGGACGAGGUCGAGAAGCUGAGGAUGUUCGUGGUGAAAGUCGAGGAGACGAAGGCUACCAUUGAAGCAGAAGAAGAUUUGGGCGACAUACCUGAUGAGUUCUUAGAUCCACUCAUGUUCACGUUGAUGCGUGAUCCCGUCAUCCUGCCAUCGUCUCGGACAGUCAUAGACCGCUCCACCAUCAAGGCCCAUCUUCUGUCAGAUAGCAAGGACCCAUUCAACAGACAACCCCUCAGCAUCGAAGAUGUGGUACCGGACACUGCACUCAAGGCUCGUAUUGAUGCCUUCUUGGCUGAACGUAAACGGAAAGGCACGGCCCUCGAUAUUCCACCGGAGGAUAUUGUCAACAUGAACAAUGAAACCGCGGAUGCGCAAAUGGAGGGCACAUGA
Molecule: messenger RNA, 3300 nt
Organism: Gloeophyllum trabeum ATCC 11539
Lineage: Eukaryota; Fungi; Basidiomycota; Agaricomycetes; Gloeophyllales; Gloeophyllaceae
Exons: 23
Coding region: 1-3300 (1099 amino acids)
Biological process (GO): protein polyubiquitination
Cellular component (GO): ubiquitin ligase complex; cytoplasm; nucleus
Molecular function (GO): ubiquitin-ubiquitin ligase activity
Source: RefSeq, a predicted model, not a curated record